Molecule: messenger RNA, 549 nt
Organism: Cylicostephanus goldi
Lineage: Eukaryota; Metazoa; Nematoda; Chromadorea; Rhabditida; Strongylidae
Source: the annotation of a GenBank genome assembly
AUGUUCAAGUUGUUCACGAUCACAAUCACGCUUACACUUUGCGUUGCAAGCACCUAUGGAAUUAAGAUGGAGGUUACGAUCAAGCCCUCUGGACGAGGAAACUGCAACGAGCACACAGAGUCGAGCGAUAAGCUGAUCAUCGAUUUUAUUUCUAUUUUCGAAACGGACAAGAAGGGCAUAAUUCUUAGCGGUGGAAUAUGGGAAGCAACAUCAGAGUAUCACAUCGUCUUACAUGUUCGUGCAAAAAAACUUACGUACGAUGAUGGUAUAUUUUAUUACUACACGGAAAGCACCAUGAAGUGGCACGAGUCUGAGGAUAAGCACACGGAUAUAGACGAUACGAUUUUUCAUGAGGCUCCAUUUCUACCAGGUCAUGUCAUGGUAAAACUCGAUGGAAAGACAGUGAUAAACGUGCACGAUCGGAAAGAUAUUUGCUACAAUAUGUACUCUUGGAUCCCUCAACAUGGGAUGUACCGCUUGGAUAAAACGAAGCACGAAUGGAUUUACAUGUUCUACUAUCCAGUCCAUAUUCCAUCCGUGCUUUCGUGA